AUGGAGAAAUCAAAGACACCUCAAGUCUUUCACCCCUCGCAAUUUUCAUCCACGAUAUUUUCAGUUACAUUCGCAAUUUGUUUCGUAGCGCUGAUUCACGUCGAGAUCGAACUUCAUGUUCAUCGUCAAAUGCUUCAAGUUUUAAAUCAAGAGAGAGAAGACAGCAUCGAGCUGCGAAAAGUAGUCGAUGGUCAUGAAAAAACCAUCGAUUCUGUGUUGAAGAUGUUGCAGAGCGGAUCACCUUCAGGUAAUUGCAUUCUUAUUAAACUAUCCAUCCUCUUCAAUUUUUCUCAAUUUUUAACAUCCAUAUGCAGUUUAAAAAAGAAUCAAAAGACUAAUUAAUUUAAAAUAGAAUUGAAUCAUUUAAGCUAAGAGAGAAAAACAACCUUUUUUUUAAGAAAAAUGUGAUUGCAAUUUUUGGCUCACUAAGGGAAAUGACAAACUGAAGUGCCUCUUACGCGAGGUCAACUCUGACUCAGUUCAUACGUGCUGAUCAAAGCGGCAGUACUCCUAAAUAAUUUUUUUGCUCGCUUUGCGCGCUCUUUUGAAAGAGAAGGGAAAAGGAAGUUACUGUCAUUCAGCACUAUUCCUGUAAAGCUGAGGCGGUUGCAUUUAGGAAGGAUUUGAUUAACACUUCCUGUUUAUCUGAAACUCUGUCAGACUGAUUAAAUUCUUCUAAGGCCUACAUGGCACGAAACAAAACAAGGAACACCAGCAGCUGAUCCUUCCACAAAAAUAGAAUGUUUCAUCCUAAGGAACCAUUCUGUAAGACUAUGUAACGCAGGAGAAUGAAAGAGGCUUGAAUGUGAGGGGGGAGGGGGAGGUGGGAGGGCGGCGCUGGGGCCUGCCUUACGAGCAGAACUUGAGAGAGUAAUCACAAACUUUUAUGUCAGCCGUGGUCCGAGUCACCUCAAUUAUAAGUGAAGUAUUAAAGAGUUGAAUUUGUGUUUGCUAAUAAAGAUUAAGGAUCUGGAGGUCCGGUGUUCAAGUCGCGUUGUUUCCUUAGACAAGGCACUUUGCUCCACUUUCUCUCUCUUCACCCAGGUGUACAAACGGGUACCGGCAACGCAGUUCCCCGGGAGACGUACUCCCCAUAAUGGCCUAUACGGGGAGGCUCCGCCCAAAAGGGGUACCUUUAAUUUAUCAGGCCUCAGGUAUACGAAUUUGAAGUACACGAAAGGGUAGCGGGAAAUCUGCCAUUUAGGUCUGUGAAAGGGCCUAAAAGGGCUAACAGAUGAAUUUUAUGGCUUUAUAAACUUGAGAAAACGUACUAUUUCUGUGAUUGAUUCCCAUUUAAAAGACCGUGCAUCUACUGCAGCUAAAAGAGAUGCAAAGAUCUAAAAAAGGUAUGUGAAAGGGGUAUCCUUUCUCAAUAGAAGGUAUACAAAACGGAUACCUUUUCCUGUCAAAAAUGGUAUAUUUAAAGGAUAAGGGGUUGGACCUCGGGUCGGAGCCUCCCGGUAUAAAAAUUUGUUAAGUACCUCCCCCCCCUCACCCCCGGGCACAGUUGUCCCUUCCGUAAACGGUCGCUGCCAUUUUUAAGACUCUUAAGGUUGAUUCGAAAGGGUCGCGUAAUUUUGACAUGGGUACGUGCGUAAAAUUUACGUUCGCAAAUAAAAUAGAGGCAAUGCAUGAAAAGUCGAACCGCGCUCAACUUCCCGUUCAAGCUAAGCACUUUUUUAUCUUGCCUCUAUUUUAUUUAAGCGAUUAAUAUUUACGUGCGUUAACGUGCGAAACCAAAAACGCGUCAGUGGAAAUCAACCCCUAGAGAUUUGUGACCUGUUAUUGAAAGCUUUUCUGUCAAUAAGAAAGAAAAACGCAAACCAGGGCCGAACCUGGACCUCGAACACGCACCUUUCGUAUCCUAAUCUCUCUCCCUUACCACUACAUUACCACACCCCGCCCGCCAAUCCGAAAAAAAAUCAAGUACAUACACUAGCAAACGGUUUUUCUUAACUGUUACAUCAAUAACAGGUGACCCUAUCCCUUUCCAUAAUUUUUAUCGUAAAUUCAACUUGGGCUUCAACUUCGUUCUUUCUAAGGCUAUUCAAAAACGUAUUAUUUGCCUUAUUGUAACUUAAUCAGGGGAAUAUAUUACAUCCAUCAUGACUAAAGGCUUGGUUACCAAUUUACGAAAGAGAAAUAGGCACUGGCGACAUGCUGCUCACAUGGGGGUAACCCUGCGAUGGACUACCAAUACUCCUAGGCAUGCUUCAUGCUAUAGAAACCGGGAUAAACUCCGGCCGUUUGGGCCUUUGGCUCGUGUGAGCCUUUACUUUUCCUUUUUUGAAGAUUAAGGCCCUUGCUCCCAAAGAACUGAUUUGCUGAUUACAUUGCAUUUCAGAUGCACACAUCCGUCGAAAACGCCAUGUGCAAAACAAGGAUUCAAACGCCAGUGAAACCUUCACAAGAAAAGAAAUUCAAAUGGCCUGUACAAUUCAUUGUCCAAAAGGAAUCAGGGGACGCCGAGGCAGGCCCGGUCCUCCAGGCAAGCAUGGUCCGCCUGGGCCCCAGGGACCACAGGGGCCUAAAGGUUCUCAGGGAGAUCAGGGGCCCCCUGGGCCUAGGGGCGAUCAGGGCCCUCAAGGACCCAAGGGUGAUCCUGGUGAAUCCAUCUCAGCUCCUUCUAUUGUGACAUCCCCAGUUUCCAUGGUAGUAAACGAAACUGAUGUAGCUUCACUGCAGUGUGAGGUUAAAGGAAAUCCUGUUCCUCAAAUUACAUGGCUUAAAGAAAAUACCAGUCUUCCAGCCGACAAACGAAUUGUACAGUCUCGUGGAGGUAUAAUGAUUAAGGAUGUGACGUCACAAGAUGGUGGAGUGUACACGUGCGUAGCAAGCAACAUUCUUGGAUUAAUAAAAAAAUCGGCCACGUUAACUGUCCAAGGUAACAUGCUCGUCCUUUGUUAGUUAUUGGAAAUUUCAUGGAUUAAAAGCUAUUAAUAAGAAAUCAACUUCUAUUAAAUCAUAUACUUUCACCUUAAAAUUAGGCGCAUUACUAGUCAACGAUGUCUGUUAAAUUUCCCAUGAACAAUUAUUAGUAUCCCACUGUCCAUAGCCUACUAAUGAUGAUGAGUCUCGUCAAAAAAACCUGUUUUUAGCGAAUAGAGCGGCAACUGGGCUAUAAAUACAAUUUCGACUAUAGUGUCCUAUAUACCUAAUUAUAUAAGGGGAUUCUAUGCAAGACGAUUUGUAACGAUGAUUUUUAAGGCAACAAUGUUGGAACAAUUCGAAGAAAUUUCCCCGCAAUUUCAUACCGCGCGGGGGCCUGGCACUACCGGAUGUUCCCAGAGUUUUCAAAAAGUCCAGUUUCAAAAUGGCGGAUAGUCGGAGUAAAAACUCGAACGAAAGCAUUCUUUUUCCAAGACAUAUUUAACAAUUAUUCUUUGAAAUCGAGGUGAAUAGUGGCCAAAUAUUUACCGAGCCGCGAAAGCGGCGAGGUCAAUAUUCCCACAGCCACUAUUCACCGAGAUUGAAAAAAAUUAAUUGUUUUAGUGAUCUCAACAAAAUCAGAGAGGAAACCAUUAAAAAGUACAAUUUGAUCGACAGAUCAAAUCGCGCGUAAGUUUAAAAAUAGAUCUUUGCAGAAUUUUCAAACAUGGCAAUUCACAAGUUUAUCAUUUCGCAAACAACAGCGUAAUGGCUUAAAUGGAACCGCUAAAAGUUUGAACUGUUCCUUUACCUGAGAAGAAAAGUAGAGCUUUGUUGUUUUCUGUUGACUCGCCAAGUUUACAGCCAAAAGGGUUUGUUGUGUCGUUCUUCGCACGAAGUGCUGACAAAAAGGUGGCUCGCUUGCUCGAGGUAAGACGUCGUCUUCCUGUAUCAUUCUUUUACCUGUUUACUUGAAACGUAGAAUUUCUGCAAACAUUUCCUUUUAAUUUUUUUUUCGUCAUAAAUAAACUUCGAUUUUGAGCCAAAAUUUUCUUGUUAGAAAACGCUGAGUUCACGAAACGGCUUCUUCUACGCGAAUACACGGGAGCUGUAAACAAUCCAUCGAGCACAAAACUUAGCUGCAGUAAAUUGAAAAACGCCGUAUUGAAUCCUUCCAAGUCUUUUCUUGCCUUAAAAAAGUCAGCCCUAGGAUUUUGUCGACUUUUAAAAGAUCGUUCUCUAAAAAAAUGGGAAAAACACCGAGCUCACACAUUAUCCACUCGCCAGGAGGUGAAUAUUGUUGAAUAGUCGAAGAUAGCGAACCAAUCAGAUUGCUUAAAUCACCAAGAUCACUGAGUGUGUAUAUACUAAUGAUCAAUAUUCCCUCGGAGAAUCUGUCUAAACUUAGUAAGGAAAGGAUGCAGUAUUUCCGCCAUGCCCUGAAGUUAAACUUAAGGACACUCAGUAAGUGCAAGCAAUUGUUCGAUGAACAGGUCGCCCGAACUAAACAUGAUUAUAAAUUUUCUACUAUGAAAAGUAGGAGGAUCAUUGCAGGAAAGAACACAGAUGUGAUUGUGCACGUAUCGAUCUUAGCCUAAGUAUGCUGGACCAAACUUAAAAGGGCAGUACGGAAGGGCUUACCUGGAUUAUUCCCGUCGCGGAAAAGAGUAAUGUCCGUGAAAGGUAAUGAGUGUAGUGAACUUUGUGGCGUUAUGUAUGUUAAACCUAGUGUUGUUCACGUGAAGGGAGAUAAGGGACUAGUCUAUACUCAGUGCAUGCUAGCCAAAAGGUAGAUGUACGUGACAUUCUUCAUCGUGAUUACAAGCUGAUUGCCCAAAUUACAGGAACUGCAGUGUUACCGGACGAGAACUGCCUCUCAAGUAAGACUGAAGUAUACUUGCUUUUAUCCAUGUUCAGUGAGAAUUGUUUCCGGUCUGAUCUUUAGGAUUUCUACUGAGACCGAACGCAGCGACGGGGAGAAAAUCUAAUGUAAGCCUUGCCAACCUAAUAUACAAUGUUGCCCUUUCACUCAGGGUCACUCUGGCGUGUUUCGCUUUUUGGUAGUUUUUAUUUUACGGUUUAGAAAAAACAGGUACACCCACUCCCUUAUCAUUACCCAAUAUUCCGUCGGAUCCAGUGCCGUAAAAAGAGCUAAACUCGACGCUUCUUUGUUCAAAUUUUUUGUCGAACAAUUCGGGAAUCCUUCCAAUACUUCCAAGUAGCGAAAGUCUCCGAUUCUUUCUCGCAGUAAAACAACUGUUCUUAGCUUUAGAAUAUUAACUUUCUGGAGUAAUCUGGCGCUUAAUAUCGUUUCAACUAUACGCAAUGACCUUUGCUUUACCUUCUAUUUUGGAAGCCAUUUUCAAUCCGGAAUUUAAAAAAGUGCGGGAAAAUCCGGUAGUGCCAGGCUCCUGUGCGGCAUGAAAUUAGGCAAUGCUGUAUUGCACUGUAAAUUGUCGUUGUGAAUUCGUCCCCUGUAACAUUGCUCAGGAGAAAAUAAUGCGACCGAAACUGUUAUCGGUAGAUUCUAGGUUCGGCUCUAAUCAAGGAACUCGGAGACGUUUUCCCAGAACCCUCUGUUUUAAUUUUCUUGUAACUUGUUUUUAUUUUCUUGGCUUAUUAUAUUUCUUCAUUACUUUACAGUUGCUGCCUUAAUCUAUCAAAAACCCUCGUCUAUUGUCGCUGAAGUAGGGGAAAACGUAAGGUUGCCGUGCAAAGCUACAGGUCUUCCAAUACCAACGAUCACGUGGCGGAGAGCGUUAGGUUCCUUACCAAGAGGGAAGACUGCAGUGGAUGAUGGGAAAAUGACAAUUCGUAACAUAGCUAAAGCUGAUAGCGGGGAUUACGCAUGCUCGGCGAAGAAUUUUCUUGGACAGGACUUUGUUGUUGCUCAGUUAAUAGUGAUUGACAGGCUCACAUUUACCCUUACUCCUCCCCGGAAAGUCACCGUAUCACAGUCACGCAACUUGUUGCUAAACUGUGCAGCUCAAGGUAACACUGAGAUCACGUGGAAAAGAACUGGAAAAAGCUUACCUCACGGCCACGUGAUUUAUUCAAAUGGAACUUUGCUCCUCAGGAACGUGGUUAUAAACGAUGCCGGAACAUAUUCUUGCGUGGCCAAAAACGCACUUCGUUCUGUUGAGGCAACUUCUGUUGUUGAAGUGAUUAAAACAAUGAAGUCCUGUAGCAGUAUUAAGUCAGACUACAGUGGAAGCUCUUCAGGUAAUUAUAUUAUUGACCCUGAUGGCAAAGGAGGCGUGGCUCCGUUCAGUGUGUAUUGUGACAUGAGUGACAAGGGAGGAGUUGGCGUGACAGUCAUAAGUCACGACAGCGAGAGUAGAACUCAUGUGAAUAGCGUCAGUCCUGGAUGUGGUAGUGCAGGUUGUUACAGGAAAGAUGUGACUUACACUGGAGUUAGCACCGCUCAGUUGGCAGCACUCACUCAAGUCUCAAAGAACUGUGAGCAGUUUAUCAAGUUCGAAUGCAAUAAUGAUGUUCAAUUUAUACAGCAGAAUGGUGCCUGGUGGGUGUCCCGUGACGGAACACGUAUGAACUACUGGGGUGGAGUUACAGGCUACAAAAACAUGUGCGCAUGCGGAGUAACAAACUCCUGCUCUAAUGGUAACAAGUGUAACUGUUACAAUAGUGCCGGUGGUUGGAGAGAGGACAGCGGUCUUUCUGACUGA
Molecule: messenger RNA, 6554 nt
Organism: Porites evermanni
Lineage: Eukaryota; Metazoa; Cnidaria; Anthozoa; Scleractinia; Poritidae
Source: the annotation of a GenBank genome assembly